Messenger RNA from Paramecium sonneborni, 394 nucleotides. NCBI's taxonomy places the organism in Eukaryota, Ciliophora, Oligohymenophorea, Peniculida, Parameciidae. The record is from the annotation of a GenBank genome assembly.
AUGGUAAUACAAUAAAGGAUUAACAUUGGGAUUUCAUAAUAAGUGGUAAAUAGUUUAAUCGUAUUAAAAGAUUAUCGAUUAUUAAUAGUAUAAGGUUUAAAUGAAGGAAUUUAGAUAUUUGGGAUAUAAAUACAUUAGAAUAAUAAGUAUGUUUUAAUAAAUCAUAAUGGCAAAUUAAAUCUAGUAUAAUUAUAUUAAGUUACCAAAGCAAAUAUACAGCAUUAAUAGAUUGAAAUCAAAAUAUAUUAGUAAUUCUAUUAUUUUUGAAGAGAAUGACAACCAAAACAAAUUUAUACCUACUAACAAAGUUGAUCAAAGAAUCAAUUAUAAAUUUGUUAUAUAAGAAGAAGAUAUAAAAUAGAAUUAUUUAGAAUUAAUAAUUAUUCAUGAAUGA